Aspergillus pseudotamarii is the source of this 2609-nucleotide messenger RNA. Its product is annotated as copper fist DNA-binding domain-containing protein. The record is from RefSeq and is a predicted model, not a curated record. Bases 375 to 1958 code for a protein of 527 amino acids. Gene Ontology annotation, biological process: intracellular iron ion homeostasis; intracellular copper ion homeostasis; positive regulation of transcription by RNA polymerase II. NCBI's taxonomy places the organism in Eukaryota, Fungi, Ascomycota, Eurotiomycetes, Eurotiales, Aspergillaceae. Gene Ontology annotation, molecular function: copper ion binding; DNA-binding transcription factor activity, RNA polymerase II-specific; RNA polymerase II cis-regulatory region sequence-specific DNA binding. The transcript is spliced from 3 exons. Gene Ontology annotation, cellular component: nucleus.
UGUCUUGCAUCCUCACCCUAGUACUUGCGACUCCACCUUGAUAGGUGAAACGGCGUUUUCUGUGACUUCGUUCGGUGCAUUGGGAUAUUCGUUAAGAGAUACCCUUGCUUUGUUGGAGUUCUUCUUGGUCUCGGUCGGUCCGAUCAUCUUGACGGACCGCACACUCUACCUCGAAUCCUCGCGUUGACGGCACUUUCGAUUCCCCCCGACAGGUCUUCCUGUUCGGUUAUUGAAUAUUUUUGAAAACAAAAAGAAAAAACGAUUAGGAUAGCCAGAGAGCCCUGUGCUGUCUACCCUUCGGUUUCCAAUUUUAAAUUUACUUCCUAUAUACUCGUCGCGAGUCAUCGCAUGACUACUACCCAGUAACCGCGAUAAUGCUCAUUGAUGGCGAGAAGUGGGCUUGUGAAGCUUGCGUCCGGGGUCACCGUGUCAGCAGCUGUCACCACAGUGACCGCCCCUUGACCCACAUCAACAAAAAAGGCCGUCCAGUCUCUCAAUGCGCUCACUGUCGCGGCCUACGCAAGUCACGGACAACCCACACAAAGUGCGAGUGUGGUGACAAGAAAAAGAACAGCCACAAGCAUGAUUUAGAUCCCCACCACGCCAAUGACAAGCGGGAUCACAAGCAGGACUCCCGUCCAAGAUGUGGCUGCACUCAUGGACAGCGCUGUACCUGUGCGCUGAAGAAGGAACCCCACCUAAAUACUGUGCCGGAAACUGGUCUUCCUCCGCCCCAGCAUACUAUUCUGUCGGAACCACCCAAGAAACCCCAGUUGACCUCAACGAAGUCAGAAAGCACGCUUACGAUAUUCCGAGAUGGUCACCACAAACCGGCUCAUAAACACAAUGACAUGGCUCACAAGUGUGGUCUGCCUUACACGAUACCCCGGUCUCAUACGAUCCACUCGACCUCCGAUGUGUCUCGUCGGUCCGUCGAUCAGAUGCCCUUGACUCAAGCGGCCUUGAUGAACGAGCCAUUUGCGACUCAACCAUUUCCGGAACAGCAGCCCACCCACGGUCCUCAGCGUCGUGUCAAGUCCGAGCAUGGGUCUCCCGAGAGUGCCCCCGUCGUGUCAACGGAAGAUGUACCGACGACAGUCCCCCCACUCGACCUCUCGUCUUUCUUCCCUCAGCCUCAGCCUAUGAAUAAACCCACUGAGGCCGAGCCGGUGUCCAUUUCCAUGGGAAAGACGCCCCUAAACCCACUCAUGACCAGUGUACCGCCUCUUGAUGUCUCGUCCUUCUCUACUUUCCCAACCACGACCACAUCGCCUGUGAACACUAUGGCGUUCCAAGAUCCUUACAAGGAGCAGUUUUUCACGUCGCCGGACAACGAUAUGCCUUUGGGUCCUACUGGAUUCAAUGCACCCCCUGUCGAUUGGUCAAGCUUCCCUCUGUACUCCUCGGAUGUUCCUGCCGCGACCAGCACACAAGCUCCCUCUUACGCUAGCUUCGACUACAACUCCAUGAGUCACGGUCUACCAGCUCCAUCGUCGUCUGGUGAUAUUUCUGAAGUGGAGGAUUUCGCACCAUUUUCCGGCUUUGGGAAUGCAGGAAAUGACCUUCAGGAUCUCGCCAGUGGGAGCGAAGGCUCAGAUCUCGAUCAUUUCCGCAUAAGCUCUGCGUCAUCGUUUAUUGGCCUUCCUCAGGCGCAACUCUUAUCGUCAAAUCAGCUGGACUCAAUCAACAUUGACGACUUCCUCAAGUCCGCCAAUGAGUCGACAGCAGCACUAGAGCAUCAACUUCAAGCCAAUAUGGGGAUGGAACCCAAGCCACUCCCGUCGCAGGACGCCUACGCCAUGUCGGACGCCCAGACCUUCAAACCGAUAAGCACCCCUACGACGAGCCUGCCGAUCACGACGUCUGCUGCGGAUCCCAUGUGGCCCGCGGCACUCUUUGACCCCGCCGCCGCGUCGGUCGAUGACAACAAUUUCUACCCGCCAUCAUGGGCGCAGUAGUACACUCGCGGGCAAGCGCAGGUUUUCUGGCUUUGUGGUCUGUUCGCGGCACGUUACCACCACCUCCACACCGUCUGAGUGACGACACCCACGUCUUCACGACCAUGAUGAGAGAUGAUGAUAAAUGCCUGAUAUUAUUGUUCAAUUAGCCAGUCCCAGUGAAACUAUACUAUAGCAUUCAAUCGAUAAAGACUAGUGUUCAUUCACGUUGAUCUGUUUAUGGCUCAACCCGUGCCUUGUAUGUUUCCUUGGCUCUGUUUGGUGGUUUUUUUUUUGAGUCCAACAGUUCCCAGCCUACUAUUGCCUAAUACUUUCGCGAUGCCCGGUACAUAUAUACACACUCUUGGCUUGCAUCUAUAGACUUCCUGAUUACUAGCUGCUCAUAGACACAUUGGCCCAGAUCAUUAACCAGACGUCUCAACGAAACAGUAGCUGGUCAAAUGUAGCGACUUCGUAGCCCCGUAUAGCCCCCUUGGUGAAUUGAAUCCAACGUGAGAGGAGGGCGUCCCUCGUCAACCGCCGGGACCGCAGGGCUCAGCUUUGUGUUACCUUUUUAGACUUCCGAACCGGGCUAGACUUGAUAGAUCAUGUGCAUGACCCCAAUCGAGCACCCCUGCAGUGUAGCGGUGUACAUACGUGCCCUAUUUGAGU